AGGUGCAACGCUCGCGCGCGUGGGGCAGGAAGUGGAGGGAUAUAUUUCACAAGGCCCUGCAAUCUGGGGCAUCAGGUGUUGUUUCCUGUUUCGGGGGGCGUAAAUCACGCAGACGUGGCUGACACAUCGCUGAAGGGAGCGCGCGGCAGGAAAGGAGCGGGCUGCGCGCAGUUCUUAGAGGGCUUUCCUGCCGUUUCUGCAUCAUGUGCGGUGGCUGUCUGUGGAAUGUGCUGUCAACAGGAAGCCUUAGUCUGACUGCUGGAAAAGAGCUCUCUGGCCAAAGCUGGGCACACUGCUAAUCUAAGCUCUUGCACUCACUCCCAGUUCAAAAAGUUUCGAAGGACAGAUCGCAAUCACAGAUGAGACGAGACUAAAAUCUGGUGUCUGGAUGCUUAAAAUCCGCCAAGGCCACAGGUGUGCCCGUUUAGAAAUAGGAUCCAUUAAAAGUUGAAUGACUGGUUUUUUAGUGGCUCAGGUUUAUCUUUAUUAGAAUGCCAAAUUCUAUUUUAUUUUUUGUUAUAGAGUCAUCUCUCUGUCCUCAGCCAUUAUUUAGGCGUAUGUACCCGGAUUCCAAUCACAUAAGAACCCAAAAAGAGUUAAAUAAGUUUAAGUCAAGGUCGCGAGCAACCGCAAUGGUGCAAUAAAUUGCGCCGCCAACGCGCGAGGCGCAUAUCAUAUACCCAAUUCGCCGCUACAAGAAGGGACCGGUCUGUGAACUUCUGAAAGCUACGCAUAGGGGAUAUUGACGGUUACAAAAUUUCCUUUGCCUUGUAGCAAAAAAAGUACUACAGAGUAUUCGCGUCAUUUCACGUCAUGGAUAAACAAAUGUGUAAAAUAAAUUCUGUGCUCUGAGUAGUUUGUAUUGUUGGGUAAGGUAACACAAUUCUGAAUACUUUGCCUUUUCAAAAUUUCCACAAUUGCAAAUAUUAAACUUUACACUGUGUUACACUAUUUAAUUAUUAGCCCUAUAAACGAAUAAACGUGUUCUGCUACAUUUAAAUGGAGUAAAUACGGAAUAUGCACUCUGUAGGGCCUAAAAUAAAUGUGUGCGCUGACAAGAACGGGUAAUUUGAGAAGUCCUUUAUUUUCAGGUAAAGCGGUUGUUCUUGCACUUUUGAUGUUGAUGCGUAAUGGUAUUAACACCACCCGAAUAUUUUAUAAUUAUAUAAUGUAUUAUGUGAUGUUAAUGUUUUUUAAAUUGAUAUUUAAACAAUAGGUAAUUGAUGAAAAAGUGUAAUUGAUAAAACUGAGAAAAUUAAACGCGUAGGCAUUAAAAUCGACCAUUACAUGAAAAUCACGUUUUAUUAAGGAAGAGGUUUUGUAUUUAGUUUCUUCUUUCUUUUUUCUUUCUUUGCGUCUCAAGUUGCAAUCAAGGAGGAGCUGAAAUUCCUUCGGGACUUUAAAACCUGCUCCUGAACUAUAAGAGCUGCGAACACACGGAAGGAGUGAAUCACAGCUCGUGAGGCGGAGUUCAGCCCAACACUUAAUAUCUGCACGGCACACAAAUCUGAGCAUUCAGCACAGGUUAGUCUGUAUGUACCAGAGCAAGAACGGGUAUAAACAGAUUGUUUUUUCCUACAAUAAUCAGCCUUUCAGCGAGAAACUCACAAAGAUAAUUUCUGUGGUACAUGAAACUAAUUACCUGGAAAGAAAAAACAAUUAGUCUACCGGAAGAGGGGACGCACGAAUCACGGCAGAAGUUUAUUUCAGGACCGCAGGCGCGCAGAUGGCCACUUUGAUUAGUGCGUACUCCCCGUGGCCGGAGAGCUUCGAGUCCUCCGCGGGAGAGGGAGACCUGCCGGACGGACACGCUGCGCACAGACCCGCGGGGGACAAAGGCGCGGAGCCGCGCAUUAGAAGACCCAUGAACGCCUUCAUGGUUUGGGCGAAAGAUGAACGCAAGCGGCUUGCGGUGCAGAAUCCAGACCUUCAUAAUGCGGAACUGAGCAAAAUGCUAGGGAAGUCGUGGAAGGCGCUGUCCCCGGGGCAGAAGCGGCCGUAUGUGGAGGAGGCGGAGAGGCUGCGGGUGCAGCACAUGCAGGACUACCCCAACUACAAGUACCGCCCCCGCAGGAAGAAGCAGCUGAAGCGCGCCUGCAAGCGGGCGGAGCCGGGCUUCCUGCUGGGCAGCCUGGGCCCCGACCAGAACGCCCUGCCCGACUGCCACGCCCGCUGCCACGCCCUGGAGCCCGAGGAGGAGGCGGUCGCCGGCCUUCCCACCAUCCGCGCGUUCCGCGACCCCCCAGGGCCCGGCGGCCGGUUCGACUCCUACCCCUACGGCCUCCCCACCCCACCGGAGAUGUCCCCGCUGGACGACCCCUCUUCCACCUCCUCUUCCUCCUUCUACUCCUCCUCCUCCUCCCCCUCCUCCUCCUCCUCCUGCCCCAAAUCCCACAUGAGCGGCCCGGCCCCCUACCACCCUGACUUCUCCCAGAAUUCCCUGCACUGCGGUGGCUCCGCCCACAUGGUGAUGCCCCCACCCUCCUAUUACAGCCCCUCCUUCCCCCCAGUGCCCCACAGCCUGCCCCCCCAUCUGGGCCAGCUGUCCCCCCCACCUGAACAUGGCAACCAUGGCAGCCACGGCAACCACGGUCACCUGGAGACGCUGGACCAGCUGACCCAGGCCGAGCUGUUGGCGGAGGUGGACAGGGACGAGUUUGAUCAGUACCUGAACUCCAGCGCACACCUGGACCAGGGCGUGGCCGUCACGGGACACAUCCAGGUGACGCCCGUCAGCUGCCCCUCCAGCACCUCCGAAACCAGCCUGAUCUCUGUGCUGGCCGAUGCCACCGCCGCGUACUACAACAACUACGGGAUCUCCUAAACACCUCCACCGAGCCCCCAGCCCCCCACCCACACCCCACCCCACCCCCCACCACCGCCGCCGCUUACUACAACAACUACGGGAUCUCCUAAACACCUCCACCUCACCCCCAGCCCCCCACCCACACACCCCACCCCACCCCACCCCCCACCGCCGCCGCCGCUUACUACAACAACUACGGGAUCUCCUAAACACCUCCACCUCCCCCCAGCCCCCCACCCACACCUCACCCCCCCCCCACCCCAUCUCCAUCCUUCCUGCUACUGGCUACCCUAGAUGCGCCCCACCCCCCAUCCCAUGCACACGCACACGCAUUUAUGACGGGGAGCAGCUAUAAAAAGCUAUAUCGCCAAUGGAGACCUCUGCCCAUAGCAGGGGGACUGACGAAGAAAAUGAGAGAGAGAGAGAGAGAGAGAGAGAGGAGGACACUUUGGGUUUUUGGACAGCUCAGGGAUGAACAGAUAAACACUGAAGUUUUUUUUUUGCUUCUGUCUCUCGUCUCUGGAAAAAACGCACCAGUGGACUUGCUGUGGUUUAAUUAUGUUUUGUAAUUGUUUUGGCAUGUACAGAUAUAUACUAUUUAUAUGCUAAUGUUGCGUAUUAUAGCGGUUGUUUCUUAUUCGCUGUUUAAAUGUGUAUGUCCCUUUAUUUAGUGAAAGUGGGAGUUUUACCUCAGCGGCUGGCUGCUAGCAGUGCUCAUUGACUGCUGCCACCGCCGUGGGUCCUGAAGAAAACCUUCCAUCGUUUUCCUUUUCACUCUUAAUAUGUAACUUACUCACAUUAGUAUUGAUGAGAAAAAUAAUAAUGAUAAUUAUGAUAAUUACUGUAUGCUGAUUUAGGUUUGUGAAAUUAAUUUAAAUGCAAAUAGAAGGACUCUAUAUAAAUAAAGAGAGCUGGUCGAGCCCCUGGGCACCCAUACAGCAGCGGGUAGUGGUGGCAUCCGGGCCUGCAGGUGAGGGCAGUGAGAGAUGAUGUCACUUUGUGUGUGUUAUGCAAUAAGCUACAACCACCUGCAGUUCUCUGGUAAACUGCAUUGUGUGUAUGUGCAGUGCGACCGGUGACAUGGCAGGUGACCUUGUGUAAUUUGAGCAGACAGGAGAAGAUGAUGUAUCAUAGGUGAGCUCUUUCUGUCAGACCCAGCCGGGUCAAAAUCAUCUGUGGAAAUAAAGGUAUUAAAUAAACAUAUUAUUCAUAAUAUAAAAUC
Molecule: messenger RNA, 4028 nt
Organism: Anguilla rostrata (American eel)
Lineage: Eukaryota; Metazoa; Chordata; Actinopteri; Anguilliformes; Anguillidae
Gene: sox7
Product: SRY-box transcription factor 7
Exons: 2
Coding region: 1727-2824 (365 amino acids)
Biological process (GO): regulation of DNA-templated transcription; anatomical structure morphogenesis; cell differentiation
Molecular function (GO): RNA polymerase II cis-regulatory region sequence-specific DNA binding; DNA-binding transcription factor activity, RNA polymerase II-specific
Source: RefSeq, a predicted model, not a curated record